Messenger RNA from Penicillium atrosanguineum, 1128 nucleotides. RefSeq lists its product as uncharacterized. NCBI's taxonomy places the organism in Eukaryota, Fungi, Ascomycota, Eurotiomycetes, Eurotiales, Aspergillaceae. The transcript has a single exon. The coding region runs from base 1 to 1128 and encodes 375 amino acids. The record is from RefSeq and is a predicted model, not a curated record.
AUGCGCCACUUCGACGCCUGGGUCAUUCGCGACCCCUACAGCAUCUGGCACUACUACCCAACCCAAACCUCCUCCAACUGGACAAACACAGUCCGCGACCUAAUAAUCUCUCGACAAAUCUGCUCCCCAACUUCCUCAUCCUCUCCGUCCCCCCCAAUCAACCCCUACACACCACAUACAAACCCCCAAUCCCAAUCACCCCUCUCUCGCCUCCCUCCCGAAAUCCGCUCCAUGAUCUGGUCCUACGUCUUCCCCCCCUCCACCCUCCACAUCGUAACCAUCAAAAACAAACUCCGCCACCUCCGCUGCACAUCCCCCUCCAAUCCUCAAACCGAAUUAACGCACCACCGCCACUGCUGCCCAACGACCCCGGCCCGCUGGCGCGUCUAUGAUGGUCGUGUCCCUGGACACUCGGAUCGACUCCUCUACCCACAUACCCAUGAACAACUGCCCGAUCUGGUGAGUGAUGGGAACGUCUCGCUCUUGAGAACGUGUCGGGCGAUCUACGCCGAGACGGCAGAUCUGGUGUAUCGGAAUUCGACGAUUGAUGUGGAUGAUUUGUAUACUUUCAUCGCCUUCUCCGAGGCAAUUUCGUUGCGUGCGCGGAACGCGAUUCGCAGGUUGACCGUUCAGUGGAUGCCUGUUUGGGAACCUCUGGCGGGGUUGGAUCAUAAGGGGUCCAUCUAUGCGCAUACGCAUAGUGAUGCGUUGUGGACCUCUUUCUGGGCCCGUGUGGCCCAGCUGGAAGGGUUGAGGGAGUUGAACUUGAGUGUGGAUUUGGGACGGUUUACGGGGACGGUGACGGGCGGUGGAGCCGUGGUUGUAGCCGGGCAGAAGUUGCCGCUUGUUUUAAAGGAGAGGUGGUUGGUGCCUUUGUUGGAUGUGAGGGGGUUGACUGCCUUUGAGUUGGCGGUUACCGCGAGGUGUGAUGAGGCUGCCAAGGGCGUUAUCGAAAGUGGGUUGGUGAGGGAUGCGGCGGUGUUGAGGGAUCAGUUGAGGGCGGUGAUGUGUUCGGGCGUGGGGGUUACGUUGGCGGAUGUCGAGGGGUUGGAGGUCGAUUUUGAGCUGGAGUUGGGGAUGAAGGAGGCGUCGAAGGAGAGAAAUGGGCCGUGGAUGAUUGAGGCCUGA